Molecule: messenger RNA, 1203 nt
Organism: Linepithema humile (Argentine ant)
Lineage: Eukaryota; Metazoa; Arthropoda; Insecta; Hymenoptera; Formicidae
Source: RefSeq, a predicted model, not a curated record
AUGUCAAACGGUUUGUUCACUCGCGACUGCAACUAUUCCCAACGUUUAAAACCUGGUACUAUUUAUUACGUAUACAGCCCCGACUAUCCUAACAUUUCCAAAGGUCGACAAUCCUGCAAAUGGGUGGUGGAAAGCGAUUAUCAAGUGAAAUUAACGUGCAACGAUUUUAACAUACCAUGGAAUAAUAAUUGUGCUCACGACAGAUUGAAUGUAUAUGUAAAUGAUUCUGUGGCUUUUUCUUAUUGCGGCAAUCAGACAUUUAGCGUGAUAUCGACGGGAAAAGUCAUGACUAUUGAAUUAUUGACAUCAUUUUGGUCAUCAGGAGUUCAAUUUCUGUGCGAAUUACAAGCAGAAGAAGAAAUAGCGAAAGAUGAUUGCAGAUGUGGAUGGAAAAAGCCGACAAAAAUAGUGGGAGGUAUGGAAACUGGUGUGAACGAAUAUUCUAUGAUGGCUGGUCUUGUCGAUCCUAAUCGAAGGGAAGUAUAUUGCGGAUCAUCUAUCAUUUCGCAAACACACGUUCUAACUGCCGCUCAUUGUGUGACUGACAGAAAUGCAAACAGAGUGGGUGUACUAGUGGGCGAUCACGAUGUUACCACCGAUAUAGAUACGAGUGCUGCUCGCUUGUAUGUUGCAUCCAGAUUUGAUAUACAUCCUCUUUACAAUCCCGCAACCCUAGAAAAUGAUAUAGCUGUAGUAACAGUCAAUUCGAUAAUAAACUUUAGCGAAGAAGUUGGACCAGCUUGUCUUCCGUUCCAACAUCGAUUCGAUUCCUUCGCAGGAAAUUACGUUGAUUUACUGGGUUGGGGAACGACAGAAUUCGGAGGAAUGAAAUCAAGCACUUUGCAAAAAGUGAUGGUGAGCGUAAUUACAUACCGAGAAUGUCACAGAUAUUAUCCAGGUUUAUUGUACAGUCAAUUAUGCACUUAUGGAGAGGGAAAAGACGCCUGUCAGUUCGACAGCGGUGGUCCUGUUCUUUGGCAAAAUCCUACGACAAAACGAGAGGUCCUCGUGGGCAUUAUUAGUUACGGUAUUGCUUGCGGGAAUAAUGAGCCAGCAAUCAACACACGCGUCGGUAGUUAUGUCGAUUGGAUUUUGGAAGUUACAUCAAGUAGGUACAUAAAAUAUACAAUGCAGCGUAUGUACAUUAGUUGAACAUUAUAUAACGUUUUUAUUGCAGAUACUUAUUACUGCAUGGCCGAGUAA